Messenger RNA from Arvicola amphibius (Eurasian water vole), 2357 nucleotides. It is a transcript of the gene Endod1, whose product is annotated as endonuclease domain containing 1. Lineage: Eukaryota; Metazoa; Chordata; Mammalia; Rodentia; Cricetidae. The transcript has 2 exons. The record is from RefSeq and is a predicted model, not a curated record. Gene Ontology annotation, molecular function: hydrolase activity; nucleic acid binding; metal ion binding.
CCUGCGGCGCCCGGCCGGCCGCGCAGAGGCCGCCAUGGGCUGUGCGCGCUGGAUCGCGCUGGGCGGUUUCCUGGCCCUGGCGGGGCUGCUACAGGCCCGGCUGCUGACCCCGCUUCAAGCAGGCUUCGGUGAGUGCGACCGGUUCUUCUAUGCGGGGACCCCGCCCGCCGGGCUGGAGACCGAGGCGCACGUGAGGAUCUGUCAGCGCUUCGCGGGUUCCGAGCGCUUUGCUACCCUAUACAGCCCCGGCCACCGCAUCCCCGUGUUUUCCGCGUUCCGAGCCGCGCGCCCCGCGCCUCUCAGUGCUGAGCAGCGCGGGCUGCUUGAGCCGCAGAUUGAUGACCCCGACAGCACCCUUGAGGAGGUAAUUGAAGAGGCUGAUGCUGUCACCGCUGUGAACAAUCUGGGAAGCAAGCAGGCCUUGAAUGCAGACUAUCUCGACUCCGACUAUGAAAUUGGACAGCUGUACCCAUUCCUCCUUAGCAGUGACCUCAAGAUGCCCACAUUCCCACUCACAAAUUCAGUUCCAAUGACCCAGUCUUUCCGGGAACGGUGGCACAUGAAUCUUGACAGCCUUAUGGACCGAGCCUUGAUCCCACACUGUGGUGAUGGCAAAGACCUGUACAUCAUCACAGGUGCUGUCCCCUCAGACUACAGAGUUAAGGGCAGAGUGACUAUCCCAGAAUUCGUCUGGCUAGCAGCCUGCUGUGACGUCCCUGGAGGAGGCUGGGCCAUGGGCUUCACCAAGCACACCCAGGCUAGUGAUAUCAUAGAAGAUAUUAUGGUGAGAGACCUUGAGAAGCUGCUUCCUCAAAAACCUCAGCUGUUCCGGGACAACUGUGGGGAGAUGGAGCAAGACACAGAGAAGAUGAAGAAGAUUCUGGAAGUGGUCAACCAAGUCCAAGAUGAGGAGCGGUCUCUGCAGUCUCAAGAGAGCACGAGUCCCCUUGCCAGUGUCCAAAGCCAGAGGUCUGCCCUGCCCUCCCCAGAAGCACCAGAGGGAGGAGGCAGCUUUCUGGGGAAAGUUCUUGGUUUCCUUUGACCCCCAUUCAUCAACUUUUCCACGUUAAUUUAUUACCUUGUGAUAACAGUCUUAAGGAAUGUACUUCAUCUCCUUUGGUUUGUGGCCAAGCAGGUGAUCAAUGGCAUUGAGAGUUGUUUGUACCGUCUGGGUGCAGCCACUGUGUCCUAUCUCGUGACCAUUGGACAAGAAUUGGUGGGCAUUCCCUGGAAAGUGCUCAAGGUCGUGGCCAAAGUCAUCAGGGCCCUUCUGCGGAUCCUCUGCUGUCUGCUGAAGACUGUCUGCCGAGCUCUGAGCAUCCCACUCCGAGUGCUUGUGGAUGUAGCCAGUUUCCCUGUGUACACCAUGGGAGCCAUUCCUGUCGUGUGCAGGGACAUUGCUGUGGGCCUGGGUGGUGUUCUCUCCCUCCUCUUUGGCACUGCUUUUGGCACCAUGGGUGGCCUGUUUCAGGUUGUUUUUAGUAUCUUCAAGCGGGUUGGCUACAAGGUUACUUUUGACAAUUCUGGGGAGUUUUAUAACUCAAACACAUCCUAGUGUCCGUUCUGGUAAAUUUCAUUGUUUUUCAAUAGGGAACUACAGUGGUCUGUUUUUACAGCAGGUUUCUGUUCUGUCAUCUAUGGUGUUGAUGUUCACCUGGGGGGAUGGGUUGUCUUUUUCUGCAAAGGAGUUUGGCACAAUUUAAACUUGAUCUAAGAGCCAUGUUCCGGGUAGGCUCGGAGUCAUGGUCCACUGCCCACUGCAGUUAUCCAUGCAAGCGUUCCCUGAACGUGUUAACUUCAGCCCUGUGCUCUGAUGCAGUUCAACACCUGGGCCGACCCAGGCUUGUUAGGAAACUAAACACAAGCGGGGAGAAUAUGGCAUUAAACGUUAUGAGCAGUGGAGAAAGACUCUUGUGCCUCCAAAUGCUCUUAGAGAUUUAAGGCAAAUGAUCCAAACACUGUUGUCCAGUCUCUUUGCAUCUCCUUCUAUUCCUCCCCGACCCAACCAACCCUGGCGCUGUGCCAGUGAGUGCUCCGCUGAAACUCCUCCCUACAGUCGCAACCUCUGCUGCGAGUUUGACCUUUACUUGACCUCGAGGGCUUGUUUGAUUUUCAUUUCCUCCCAGAGUUGAGUUCUGCUAAAUCACAAUUCUUAUGCCAAAUGUGGCAUAAUAAAAUUUGAAUACAACCCUGAUUAGGCUAAGUCAGGUCUCUCCAGGUGUAGAAUGGAAAGGAGACGGCAGUAAGUAGGCGCUGUAUCUGCGGGCUUCUUCAGGAGGCUUCAUCGACUUAUAUUAAAUAUCUGGUUGACAAUGUUAAACACAAAGAUUUGCAUGUUAAUCUAAUACUAUGAAACU